AUGUCAACUUCAGACACCACCCUGUAUGGCUUAGAGAUGCCAUCAGAGGAAGCAAUGACCAUGUCAACUUCAUUUCAAAAGGAAGUGAUGUGGACUUCCGACCUAGACUCGGAUCGGACUCAGCCUCCCACAGAGGUCACGUUCAAAACGGAUGAACCGAUGGAAACCUCCACAGAACUCAAAACAAGUGGCUUUCUCGAAUCUACGCUUGAUUUCACGGCCGAAGAGGCACCAGAGGUGGAGGCCGCUGUUGAAGAGCGGGAGCCAGAGGAGGAGGAAGCCCUUGAAGACGGAGAAGGCGAGUUUCAAGAAAUUGAACCUCCUGAGUCUCCAAUACCAGAAGAUUUUGAGGACCAGCUUCCUGACGACACUUAUGAACAGCCAUACAAACUAGACCCAGGCUCUGUGUACCCAGGCAAGCGCGCGCUAGAACUGGAGAUACCCGAAGACAUUAUCAGUUGCAAAGCCGAGGCAGAAGAGAAAGAAGAGUUUGAAGAGUUGGAGGAGGAGGAUGUGCACAUGCUAGCGAAGAUCGGGAGUGAGGAAUACGAGGAAGAGCCAGAUGAGGGCCGAGAAGUAGAAGACAUUCUGGUCGAAGAUGAAAACCUGCUAGGGGUAGCAACAGGAGGGGACGAAGAAUUCAUGGAACAGGAAGCGGAGGAAAUAGAAUUCAUGGAGAAACCAGAAGAAGAGCUGAUGCGUCUGAAGGACACCAAACCCGAGGAUGAAGAAGAGGAAGAAGAGAGCGUCAAGCCCGAAGAGAGCUCUUUGCCCGCUCUAUUGACUGUGCAAGGUUAUGACGACCUGGAGCGUCCUUUGUCACCUACUCCUGAUGCUUUCCGUCAAAUGUUCUUUGCUUCUGAACCAGAGAAAGAUAUUGAAAAGCUGAUGCAAGCUCUGCUAGUGGUGGGGCCGAAGAAGAGAUCCUUGAGAAAACAGCCGUCCACUUUGUUGAGUCCAUUCUAG
Pomacea canaliculata is the source of this 966-nucleotide messenger RNA. Its product is annotated as protein Ycf2-like. Lineage: Eukaryota; Metazoa; Mollusca; Gastropoda; Architaenioglossa; Ampullariidae. The transcript has a single exon. The record is from RefSeq and is a predicted model, not a curated record. Bases 1 to 966 code for a protein of 321 amino acids.